GGCAGUGUCACACCACGAAAGCAACAGCAAGCAGUCAGCAACCUACGAUCGGUAGAUCUACUAGCGACUGAGUCGCGAUCAGGUAGGCAUUAGCUAGCACUAGCAGCAGCAGCAGCCAGCAGACCGUCGGCAUGGCCAGGUCGUCGUCGUCGUCGUCAGCUCUGGUCGUCGUCCUCGUGGUUCUGGCCGCGGCAGUGGCGUGCUCCGCGACGCGCCCCGUCCCCGCGCAGCAGGAGGCGGUGUCGUCGUCGGCGGCGGAAGACGUGAUGCGGCCGGACACGCUGCAGGAGGGGACGGUGCUGAUCCCGGGGUUGGGCCGCAUCGAGAUCGGCAGCCACUACAUCCCGGACAUCGGCGGGCUGGACCACAGCAUCCCCGCCGCCACCCACGCGCAGUACAUGCCCGGCGCCGACGACACCUGGGUGCCCAACCCCGGCUUCGAGGUCCCCAACCCCUUCCUCCCCGGCGCGGCCACUCCCUGAACACGUACCCGCGCGCGCCGCCGGCGAGAAGGUGGCUCUCUCUCGGCUCUCCAUCGAUCGUCUCGCGCCGCCCUGAAUAAUACCACUAGCUAGCUACUCUACUCGAUCUGCUACGUAUAGCUAGCUAGCUUAGCUAGCCGUGUUUGCCUGCUGCAUGCACGCAUGUAUUUGUGUGGUCCGUCGCACGCAUCUGCUGUCCGUCGUCGUAUUUGUGCAGUUUGUGCUAGCUCCAGUGUGAAGUGUGUGCACGCGCGAAGAGUAGGAAGCAUCAGAUCUUUGGCCCAGCUGGUCUUGGGAGUACUUAGCAGCUUGUUUCACGGUCACUAUUAUUAUUAUUAUUAUUAUUAUUUACAAAUAAAGUUUUGCUGGAUGUAGUUAUCAUAUCUA
Sorghum bicolor (sorghum) is the source of this 869-nucleotide messenger RNA. RefSeq names its product putative cell wall protein. NCBI's taxonomy places the organism in Eukaryota, Viridiplantae, Streptophyta, Magnoliopsida, Poales, Poaceae. Bases 132 to 482 code for a protein of 116 amino acids. The transcript has a single exon. The record is from RefSeq and is a predicted model, not a curated record.